Molecule: messenger RNA, 2043 nt
Organism: Salvelinus sp. IW2-2015
Lineage: Eukaryota; Metazoa; Chordata; Actinopteri; Salmoniformes; Salmonidae
Source: RefSeq, a predicted model, not a curated record
AUGAUCACCAUAUUCAUUUCACCUGUCAAGUCUCUUCCAAUCAGAGAAGCUGAAGGGGAUGAGGAGAGGAUUUGGAAGAACCCUGCUCCAAUUCCAUCCACCAGGGCCCUACGAGACCAGGCCCUACCCCAAAAGGCGAGACCAGGGGCCCUACCCAAAACGAGACCAGGGCCCUACCCAAAAGGAACCAGGGCCCUACCCAAAAGGAGACCAGGGCCCUACAAAAGGAGACCAGGCCAUACCAAAAGGAGACCAGGGCCCUACCCAAAAGGAGACCAGGCCCUUCCCAAAAGGAGACCAGGCGCCUCACCCAAAAGGAGGACCAGGGCCCUACCCAAAAAGCUGUCCCCAGGGCCCUACCCAAAAGGAGACCAGGGUCCUACCCAAAAGGAGACCAGGGCCCUACCCAAAAGGAAGACCAGGGCCCUACCCAAGGAGAACAGGGGCCCUACCAAAAGGGAGACCAGGGCCCUACCCAAAAGGAGACCAGGCCCUACCCAGAAGAGAGACCAGGGCCCUACCCAAAAGGAGACCAGGGCCCUACCCAAAAGGAGACCAGGGCCCUACCCAAAAGGAGACCAGGGCCCUACCCAAAAGGAGACCCCAGGGCCCUACCCAAAAGGAGACCAGGGCCUACCCAAAAGGAGACCCCAGGCCCUACCCAGAAGGAGACCAGGGCCCUACCCAAAAGGAGACCCCAGGGCCCUACCCAAAAGGAGACCAGGGCCCUACCCAAAAGGAGACAGGAACCUACCCAAAAGGAGACCAGGCCCUACCAAAAGGAACCAGGGCCCUACCCCAAAAGGAGACCAGGGCCCUACCCAAAAGGAGACCAUGGCCUCUACCGCAAAAGGAGACUCCAGGCCCUAUCCAAAAGGACAACAGGCCCUACCCAAAAGGAGAACAGGGCCAGACCCAAAAGGAGACCAGGGCCCUACCCAAAAGGAGACCAGGGCCCUACCCAAAAGGAGACCAGGGCCCUACCCAAAAGGAGACCAGGGCCAUACCCAAAAGGAGACCAGGGCCCUACCCAAAAGGAGACCAGGGCCCUUCCCAAAAGGAGACCAGGCCCCACCCAAAAGGAGACCAGGGGCCCUACCCAAAAAGCUGUUCCCCAGGGCCCUACCCAAAAGGAGACCAGGGUCCUACCCAAAAGGAGACCAGGGCCCUACCAAAAGGAACCAGGGCCCUACCCAAAAGGAGAACAGGCCCUACCCAAAAGGAGACCAGGGCCCUACCCAAAAGGAGACCAGGCCCUACCCAGAAGGAGACCAGGGCCCUACCCAAAAGGAGACCAGGGCCCUACCCAAAAGGAGACCAGGGCCCUACCCAAAAGGGAGACCAGGGCCCUACCCAAAAGGAGACCCCAGGGCCCUACCCAAAAAGGAGACCAGGCCCUACCCAAAGGAGACCCAGGGCCCUACCCAGAAGGAGACCAGGGCCCUACCCAAAAAGGAGACCCCAGGGCCCUACCCAAAAGGAGACCAGGGCCCUACCCAAAAGGAGACCAGGGCCCUACCCAAAAGGAGACCAGGCCCUACCAAAAGGAGACCAGGGCCCUACCCAAAAGGAGACCAUGGCCCUACCCAAAGGAGACUCCAGGGCCCUAUCCAAAAGGACAACAGGGCCCUACCCAAAAGGAGAACAGGGCCCUACCCAAACGGAGACCAGGGCCCUACCCAAAAGGAGACCCCAGGCCCUACCCAAAAGGAGAACAGGGCCAGACCCAAAAGGAGACAAGGAACCUACCAAAAGGAGACCAGGGCCCUACCCAAGGAACCAGGCCUACCCAAAAAAGAGGCCAGGGCCCUACCCAAAAAGGAGACCAGGGCCCUAACCAAAAGGAGACCAGGGCCCUACCCAAAAGGAGACCAGGGCCCUACCAAAAAGAAACCAGGCCCUACCCAAAAGGAGAGAGACCAGGGCCAUACCUCUACUCUGAGUCAACAGCAGUCAGAGCCAUGCCUCUACUCUGAGUCAACAGCAGUCAGAGCCGUACCUCUACUCGAGUCAACAGCAGGCAGGCCAUGCCUCUUACUCUGA